Molecule: messenger RNA, 1578 nt
Organism: Monodelphis domestica (gray short-tailed opossum)
Lineage: Eukaryota; Metazoa; Chordata; Mammalia; Didelphimorphia; Didelphidae
Source: RefSeq, a predicted model, not a curated record
CAGCCAGUGACGCGGCGGGCGGCCGGGACUAGCGCAGGCGGCGGCCAAUGGGCGGUCGCUAUGCUAACGAGGGCCGGGAGCGGGGCAGCCGUCAAAGAUGGAGCCCGAGCGGCGGCGGCGGCGGCUGUGGGAGUGGGAGCGGGAGCGGUACCCUGAGCAAUUGGGGCGGCGGGCUCCACCGAGUUGCGGCCUCGCCCCACGCCCGACCUGAGCCGCGCCCCCGGAGCGGGCUGGGGGCAGGCGGCCCCCACGGCCCUGGGAGGGGAUGGGGUCUCUGGGCCCGACACGCUCCUGGUGGCCAGGGCCCUUUUCUUGUUGCCCUGCUGAGCCAGCGAGGGGGCAGUGCAAUGUUAAAAGGGCAUUGGCCGCCAGGACAGGCCGCCGGGAACCAGCGCGGCCCUCGCCCAGGCCGGGCCCCACCAGGCCCCUCUCCUCACCGCCCCCCCUCGGUUUCCCCCUUCCUGGCCGCCCCGCCUCGGGUCACCAGAGCUCAGACCUCUUUCCCUCUAGGGGCCCCCCACACUGGGGGUGGGGCCAGCCGGGCCUCCAUUAGCCUCCCAGCCCUGGAAGGUCAUCCUGUGUCUGGACUGGGGGGUGGGGGGGUGGCUCCUCUCCCUUCUCCCUCUGGCCCCUCCCCUCCCGGCCCUAGGGGCCUCCCUCUCCCCUUCUGUUCGGCCUUCCUGCCCUGGUGGCUCAGGGAAGAGACUGAGGCAGGUAUGGGGGGAGCCGGUGGAGGCAGGGUCCACUGGGCCCCCCCAAGGCCCAUGGAAGUCAUUUCCAUUCUCUGGGCCUCGGAUUCUUAGGGGAACCCCCCCCCCCAAAGCCUGGGCCCUGACCCUGUUUGGGCCCAGGCCAGCCUCCUGGUCCUCCCUCCCAGGGUGGGGGCCGGCCCUGAGCCAGGCUUCUCUGCUGGGGCCCCCAGACAGCUGGGGUGGGGGAAGGGCCAGCCUGAGGCUGCUGACAUUCCCCAAAUGCCUGGGGGCCCCUCCCGGUCCUGUCCCGGCCUGUGGAGCCAGGCAGCUGGCCCUGCCCCCUGCCCGGCCCCUGUCUGGGCUGUUGGGGGAGGGGAGGGCUGCCCACCUCCCCUUGGCCUGGGCCUGCCCGAAGCUCUUUCCCUGUUGCCCUGCUGUCCGGUCACCUAGCAGUGCAAUUGUGAAAGGGCAUUGGUGAGGCCUACCUCGGAGGAGCAUCGGGACAGCUGGGAGCCCUUAGAUGGACGAGGAGCUGGCAGUCCACAACCACUGUGUGCUGGGCCUGGAGUUCCAGUCUGGCCUCGCUGGGUGACCCUGGCAAAGUCCCUUCCCUUGUUGGCCUCGGUUUCCUCCUCUGUCACAUGAGAUGAAGGAAAUGGGCAGCUAUCCCGGGAUCUUUCCCAGGAAAGACCCAACAGGGUCAGGAAGGACUGGGCCAACGGCUGAGCUCUCAGAGGCCGAAGAAGCUCCCUGGAAGUCACUCAGUACCUCUGCCUCACUUUCCUCACCUGUGCAAUGGGAACGAUUGUGGUUGUGGGAUUGGGAUAACUGUAAAGUGCUGGUCACACAGUAGGUGCUUAAUAAAUGCUCGUUCUGGAGGGAGACA